Rhizoctonia solani is the source of this 2091-nucleotide messenger RNA. RefSeq names its product Retrotransposable element Tf2 protein. The transcript has a single exon. The record is from RefSeq and is a predicted model, not a curated record. Lineage: Eukaryota; Fungi; Basidiomycota; Agaricomycetes; Cantharellales; Ceratobasidiaceae. The coding region runs from base 1 to 2091 and encodes 696 amino acids.
AUGGACUCAAACAAAAAACCCCUACUCUUUCUAGACUUGACACUGCGUGACUAUCCAACGGAUCCUAUCAAAACCCUCAUUGACUCUGGCGCCACCUCCAAUUUCAUAUCUCCCCAGUUAGUAGAAAAACUUAAACUCCCAAAAACCCUACUCAAAAACCCACAAGUAGUGAGAAUGCUAGAUGGUACCAUAUCUCAGACUGGUUGCAUAUGGCACCAGGUUCAACUCGCGGUCUUGGCCAAUGGCCACUCCCACACUAUUCCCUUCCUGGUCUGCCCCAUCGGCAAUACCUUGGCAAUCCUUGGCAUGACUUGGCUCACGACUGAAUCCCCUCUUAUUGAUUGGCAACAGGGGCUAAUCACGUUUCCUGAACAAGCCCAGAUUGCCUUGGAGGAAGAAGCGGACCCAGAUCCCUUGGCAAACCUUCCCCCCCAGUACCACGAGUUUGCCAAGGUCUUUGGCAAAGAAGAAUUCAAGGCUCUCCCUCCACAUAGGGAAUAUGAUAUUGCUAUAGAUCUGGCCCCAGACGCCAAACUGUCCCCUGGCCCCAUAUACGGCAUGACUGAUGUGGAAUCAAAGGCCCUGAAACAACAUAUUGAUGAAGAACUAGCCACGGGCAAGAUUCGCCCCAGUACUUCAUCAACGGGCGCCCCAGUUAUGUUUGUAAAGAAGGCAGAUGGCUCCCUCAGGCUGGUUGUGGACUACCAAAAACUCAACAAAGUCACUCACAAGAACGUAUAUCCGCUUCCUAGACAGGACAAUCUUAUGGCCAAACUCCGGCACGCCAAAGUCUUCACAAAACUGGAUCUACGUUGGGGUUACAAUAAUGUCCGGAUCAAGGAAGGAGACGAAUGGAAGACGGCGUUCAGAACCAAAUACGGGUUGUUUGAAUACCUAGUAAUGCCUUUUGGCCUCACCAACGCCCCAGCUGCCUUCCAACAUUUUAUGAACGACUUAUUCCGCGAUCUCAUUGAUGUUACCGUAGUAAUCUACUUGGACAAUAUAUUGAUCUUUUCAGAAAUCCCAGAAGAACACCCUUCUCACGUCAGGGAAGUCCUUUCACGGUUAAUGAAGAACCAGUUGUUUUGCAAACUCUCCAAGUGCCACUUCCAUGUCACCACUGUAGAUUAUCUCGGCAUUGUCAUUUCUCCAGCUGGAUUCUUGAUGGAUCAAAAAAAGAUUGAAGCAGUAACGUUGUGGCCCCAACCCAAAACGGUCAAACAAGUCCAGGCCUUCCUGGGAUUUGUCAACUACCUCAGACAAUUCAUUCCUAAUUUCAGCUUGGUUGCACGUCCCCUCCACAACCUCACAAAAAAGGAAACCCCCUGGUCCUGGGGUGAGCCAGAAGAAGCAGCAUUUAAGGAAUUGAAGUCCUUAGUCACCCAGUCCCCGGUCCUGAUACAUUCCAACCCCAAGCUACCCUAUUACCUAGAAACAGACACUUCAGGAGUAGCUAUGGGCGCCAUAUUGAGUCAGAGAGGUCCAGAUAAUUGGUUGCACCCUAUUGCCUACAUGUCCAAGUCCUUCACAGGGGCCAAAGCAAAUUACAACACCCACGACAAGGAACUACUUGCUAUCAUCAAAGCCCUGGAGGAAUGGCGCAUCUUCCUAGAAGCCACAGAUAAACCAAUCCAGGUGUUCACAGAUCAUUGCAACCUAGAGUAUUGGAUGCAGGCUAGAACCUUCAAUUGUAGACAUGCCAGAUGGCGCGUCUUCCUGAGCAACUUCAAUUUUGAAAUUCAUUACCGCCCAGGAAAACAGUCCGGAAAGCCAGAUGCUCUUUCCAGGAGAUUGGAUUACAUUGACAUGGCACCAGGACCAGAAGUCAUGCUGCCUGCAGAAGUCUUUGCCAACACAACAGAGGAAGAACUGGAAAUUGUUACAGAAAUACGCUCCAAACUAAGGGAGGACCCAUCCCUGGAGCAGAUCAUCCAGUUCUUAACAGAAGACGCAGACAAUGCACCGCCUUCCAUCAGAAAAGCCUACCGGGAUUAUGACUGGGAGGAAGACCUUUUAUGGUACCGGGGAAAAUUAGUAGUUCCAGAUUCAGAACCCCUCAAGGAGCGACUGCUAAAAGAAUUUCUGUCCUAG